Microthlaspi erraticum is the source of this 1050-nucleotide messenger RNA. The record is from the annotation of a GenBank genome assembly. NCBI's taxonomy places the organism in Eukaryota, Viridiplantae, Streptophyta, Magnoliopsida, Brassicales, Brassicaceae.
AUGGCUGCUAAGAUCGUGGAUAGAGGCUAUUUGACCAAGUGCCGGCUGGAAGGAGCAAGAGGAGAAGAGGUUCCAUGGUACGCAGACUUUGUGAACUACUUGGUGUGCAGGGAAGUUCCAAGUGGAUGGAGUGGUUAUCAGAGAAAGAAGUUCUUCAAAGAUGUGGUUCACUACUACUGGGAUGAACCUAUUUGUUCAGAAAAGGGAAUGAUAACUUGUUCAGAAGAUGUGUGGCUAAAGGAAGUUGAGGGAAUCUUGUUCCAUUGCCACGGGUCAAGCUAUGGAGGCCAUUUUGCGGUUUUUAAAACGGUCCAGAAGGUGUUGCAAGCAGGUUUUUGGUGGCCAAGUAUGUUCAAAGAUGCUCAUGCCUUCAUCUCUAAGUGUGAGGCUUGUCAAAAGGCAGGGAACAUCACGGCAGGAACGAGAUGCCUCAGAAUCCUAUCUUGGAAGUUGAAGUGUUUGACGUGUUUGAAACCUUUUGAAGAAAUAUGGGUGAAGCACAAGAUAGCCACACCAUACCACCCUCAAACUAGUGGUCAAGUGGAGAGAACUGCUUACAAGAACGCCAAUUGGGAGAUCUCCAUACUCUUUGAUCUAUGGGAAGUCUUGUCCAUUUGCCUCUUGAGCUUGGAAUAUAGAGCUAGAUGGGCAAUUAAGUUCCUAAACAUGGAGCUAAGUACAGCUCAGGAGAAGAGGGAAAUGGACCUCCACGAGCUAGAGGAGAUUCGCUUGGAUGCUUAUGAGAGUUCUCGAAUAUACAAGGAGAGAACUAAGGCCUUCCAUGACAAGAGAAUCACUCCCAAGGUUUUCAAGGAGGGAGAUGAUGUGCUCCUCUACAACUCAAGGCUCAAGCUAUUCCCUGGGAAGCUUAAGUGUCGCUGGUCAGGACCAUUCAAGGUCAAGGAAGUGUUGCCUUAUGGAGCCAUCACCCUAGUGAACAACAAUGGAGCUGAGUUCACGGUUAACGGUCAUCGGUUGAAGAAGUACAUGGGGAGUCAAAGCAUUGGAGAGGGAAGUUCAAUCCGUCUCCAUGAUCCACCCCAAGCCUAA